Dacryopinax primogenitus is the source of this 216-nucleotide messenger RNA. RefSeq lists its product as uncharacterized. The record is from RefSeq and is a predicted model, not a curated record. The coding region runs from base 1 to 216 and encodes 71 amino acids. NCBI's taxonomy places the organism in Eukaryota, Fungi, Basidiomycota, Dacrymycetes, Dacrymycetales, Dacrymycetaceae. The transcript has 4 exons.
AUGGUUCAGGCUGCUGCGAUCCGCAAGCGCUCUGAAGAUCUCAUCGAUAUCGAGACAUUCACCGAGUCCGCGGCGAAAGCCAAAAUUACGAAGAUAUUUCGCCUGGUCAUGUCUCGCAGUCGCUUGGCAGUCCCAGGUUUGCACUCUCUCGUAGGCGGCGUUCAGGGUCAUCCAGAGCCAGAACUCCUGCUCCAUUACCCUGCAUGGCGAGAAUAA